UUAACUUUCUCACACUCUCUCUCUCUCAAGAACAUAAAUGUUUAACACAAAAGCCAUGUACAUAUAGACUUCCAACUCCCAAGACCUCAUCUUUCUUGAACCUGCGAAUUCAAAUCUACAAUUAGAUAAAACCCUAGCUUUUCAAUAUAUCCCACCCACCAAUAUCCACUGACGCGUGUCAAACAAACAACACAUAGUUCCUCCCUCUCUUCCCUGAACUUCCAAGGCCACCAUGCAAGUCCAAUCAACAGAAGCCUAACUCUUUCCUACUUUUUCUUCAUCAAUUAUUUACCAAACAUAGCAGCCAUGAAAGCUGAACAGAGAGGAAACGCGUCUGUUUCUCUACAAAACCCUACUCUCUUCAACAACACCCUUCACAGUCCUCUUUCAGGUGCCCUUAAUGGGUGUCUCGGAAGCCUUGAUGGAGCUUGUUUAGAAAAGCUUUUACUUCACUGUGCGAGUGCUCUAGAGACCAACGAUGUUACUUUGGCUCAACAAGUUAUGUGGGUGCUAAACAACGUUGCUUCUUCUGUUGGUGACCCUAACCAAAGGCUUGCUUCUUGGUUUUUGAGGGCACUAAUCUCAAGGGCCUCUAGGGUUUGCCCAACAGCGAUGAACUUUAAUGGAAGCAGCACCAUUCAAAGGAGGUUGAUGUCGGUGACCGAGCUAGCCGGGUAUGUUGAUCUAAUCCCUUGGCAUCGGUUUGGCUUUUGUGCAUCAAAUAGUGCCAUUUUGAAUGCAAUUCAAGGGUUUCCAAGAGUUCAUAUCUUAGAUUUUAGCAUCAGUCAUUGUAUGCAAUGGCCUACUCUCAUCGACACGCUGGCUAAAAGGCCGGAAGGUCCUCCUUCACUUCGAAUCACAGUGCCCUCUAGUAGGCCACCAGUCCCUCCUUUACUUAAUGUAUCAACUGAAGAAGUUGGCCUUCGUUUGGGAAAUUUUGCUAAGUUUAGGGAUGUUCCUUUUGAAUUUCGUGUCUUUGAUAAUUCAUCAUCUCCAUCUACAUUAGGUGAAGUAGCUAAGUGCAAAGAGUCACCUAGUUUUCACUUUGAAUCUUUAUUGGCCCACUUGAAUCCUUCCACUCUAAACCUUAGGGAUGAUGAAGCUUUGGUAAUAAAUUGCCAACAUUGGCUACGUUAUUUGUCUGAUGAGCAAAAUGGGAGUCCUCACGGUGCUUCAUUGAGAGACACUUUCCUAGAUAUAAUUAAGGGACUUAACCCUCAAAUUAUAGUGGUAGUUGAUGAAGAUUCUGAUCUUAGUGCUUCAAGUCUCACAUCAAGAAUUACCACUUGCUUUAAUUACCUAUGGAUACCCUUUGAUGCCUUGGAAACUUUCUUGCCCAAAGAAAGUUGCCAAAGGAUGGAAUGUGAAUCCGAUAUUGGUCAUAAAAUUGAAAACAUUAUUAGUUUUGAAGGGUUUCAAAGAAUAGAGAGGUUAGAGUCUGGCAUUAAAUUGUGCCAAAGAAUGACCAACUCCGGUUGGGUAAGCAUUCCGUUCUGCGAAGAGACUGUGAAGGAAGUGAAGGACUUGCUUGAUGAACAUGCCAGUGGAUGGGGCAUGAAGAAGGAAGAAGAUAUGUUGGUCCUCACAUGGAAGGGUCACAACUCAGUCUUUGCCACGGCUUGGAUCCCAAAUGGGUUGGAGGAUUAAGCGGGUGUGGACUGAAGUGUCCUAAAAAAAAUGCUACAUAAGUCGCUUAAUUGGACCUACAUUGAGAUGGAGAUUGAGGUUUUCUUCAGUGGUCCAGAUGAUGAAGAGGCACUGACAAAACACGUCGCUUUUUUCUCUUUGUCAAAAGGCUGCAAAUGGGCACAAGACAAAAAUUGAAAAUCGGCAGCAUUUUGAGAAUAACUUCUAUGCCUACUUUGUACUGGAGCUCUAGUAAAGCUCACAUGAAGGGCAAAGAGAUAAAUUUUACAUAAUUGUCUUUGUAUGAGACAAAAUCUUUAUCACUUUUCUUCCCCAUGUAUGCAUGUUCUUGUUUCAA
Molecule: messenger RNA, 1984 nt
Organism: Quercus lobata
Lineage: Eukaryota; Viridiplantae; Streptophyta; Magnoliopsida; Fagales; Fagaceae
Product: scarecrow-like protein 32
Exons: 1
Coding region: 307-1647 (446 amino acids)
Source: RefSeq, a predicted model, not a curated record